Messenger RNA from Gorilla gorilla gorilla (western lowland gorilla), 3696 nucleotides. It is a transcript of the gene LRRN3, whose product is annotated as leucine rich repeat neuronal 3. Gene Ontology annotation, molecular function: protein binding. The transcript has 3 exons. NCBI's taxonomy places the organism in Eukaryota, Metazoa, Chordata, Mammalia, Primates, Hominidae. Bases 1030 to 3156 code for a protein of 708 amino acids. Gene Ontology annotation, cellular component: plasma membrane. The record is from RefSeq and is a predicted model, not a curated record.
AAAAAAAGAAGGAAAAUGAUACCUAGGAAAACAUGCAAGCCUGUUUCAUUUAUUUGUAUCCUAAGCAGCAGUGUCAUAGAACAGACAGUUUGUUUCAGCCAACCAGACUGGAGCAGCUGCGAGUGCUACAUCUUGGCUGUCUGAAGCGAUUGGCUCCUCUCUGGGGAGUGGAGGGUGUUCAGUUAUUAAUGACCGCUGAGCAGGCAGCACCAUGUCAGUGUGACAACUGAUCGGGUGAACGAUGCACCACUAACCACCAUGGAAACAAGGAAAAAUAAAGCCAGCUCACAGGAUCUCUCUUCACUGGAUUGAGAGCCUCAGCCUGCCGACUGAGAAAAAGAGUUCCAGGAAAAAGAAGGAAUCCCGGCUGCAGCCUCCUGCCUUCCUUUAUAUUUUAAAAUAGAGAGAUAAGAUUGCGUGCAUGUGUGCAUAUCUAUAGUACAUAUUUGUGUACACUUUGUUACACAGACACACAAAUGCACCUAUUUAUACCGGGCAAGAACACAACCAUGUGAUUAUCUCAACCAAGGAACUGAGGAAUCCAGCACGCAAGGACAUCGGAGGUGGGCUAGCACUGAAACUGCUUUUCAAGACGAGGAAGAGGAGGAGAAAGAGAAAGAAGAGGAAGAUGUUGGGCAACAUUUAUUUAACAUGCUCCACAGCCCGGACCCUGGCAUCAUGCUGCUAUUCCUGCAAAUACUGAAGAAGCAUGGGAUUUAAAUAUUUUACUUCUAAAUAAAUGAAUUACUCAAUCUCCUAUGACCAUCUAUACAUACUCCACCUUCAAAAAGUACAUCAAUAUUAUAUCAUUAAGGAAAUAGUAACCUCUUCUCCAAUAUGCAUGACAUUUUUGGACAAUGCAAUUGUGGCACUGGCACUUAUUUCAGUGAAGAAAAACUUUGUGGUUCUAUGGCAUUCAUCAUUUGACAAAUGCAAGCAUCUUCCUUAUCAAUCAGCUCCUAUUGAACUUACUAGCACUGACUGUGGAAUCCUUAAGGGCCCAUUACAUUUCUGAAGAAGAAAGCUAAGAUGAAGGACAUGCCACUCCGAAUUCAUGUGCUACUUGGCCUAGCUAUCACUACACUAGUACAAGCUGUAGAUAAAAAAGUGGAUUGUCCACGGUUAUGUACGUGUGAAAUCAGGCCUUGGUUUACACCCAGAUCCAUUUAUAUGGAAGCAUCUACAGUGGAUUGUAAUGAUUUAGGUCUUUUAACUUUCCCAGCCAGAUUGCCUGCUAACACACAGAUUCUUCUCCUACAGACUAACAAUAUUGCAAAAAUUGAAUACUCCACAGACUUUCCAGUAAACCUUACUGGCCUGGAUUUAUCUCAAAACAAUUUAUCUUCAGUCACCAAUAUUAAUGUAAAAAAGAUGCCUCAGCUCCUUUCUGUGUACCUAGAGGAAAACAAACUUACUGAACUGCCUGAAAAAUGUCUGUCCAAACUGAGCAACUUACAAGAACUCUAUAUUAAUCACAACUUGCUUUCUACAAUUUCACCUGGAGCCUUCAUUGGCCUACAUAAUCUUCUUCGACUUCAUCUCAAUUCAAAUAGAUUGCAGAUGAUCAACAGUAAGUGGUUUGAUGCUCUUCCAAAUCUAGAGAUUCUGAUGAUUGGGGAAAAUCCAAUUAUCAGAAUCAAAGACAUGAACUUUAAGCCUCUUAUCAAUCUUCGCAGCCUGGUUAUAGCUGGUAUAAACCUCACAGAAAUACCAGAUAAUGCCUUGGUUGGACUUGAAAACUUAGAAAGCAUCUCUUUUUAUGACAACAGGCUUAUUAAAGUACCCCAUGUUGCUCUUCAAAAAGUUGUAAAUCUCAAAUUUUUGGAUCUAAAUAAAAAUCCUAUUAAUAGAAUACGAAGGGGUGAUUUUAGCAAUAUGCUACACUUAAAAGAGUUGGGGAUAAAUAAUAUGCCUGAGCUGAUUUCCAUCGAUAGUCUUGCUGUGGAUAACCUGCCAGAUUUAAGAAAAAUAGAAGCUACUAACAACCCUAGAUUGUCUUACAUUCACCCCAAUGCAUUUUUCAGACUCCCCAAGCUGGAAUCACUCAUGCUGAACAGCAAUGCUCUCAGUGCCCUGUACCAUGGUACCAUUGAGUCUCUGCCAAACCUCAAGGAAAUCAGCAUACACAGUAACCCCAUCAGGUGUGACUGUGUCAUCCGUUGGAUUAACAUGAACAAAACCAACAUUCGAUUCAUGGAGCCAGAUUCACUGUUUUGCAUGGACCCACCUGAAUUCCAAGGUCAGAAUGUUCGGCAAGUGCAUUUCAGGGACAUGAUGGAAAUUUGUCUCCCUCUUAUAGCUCCUGAGAGCUUUCCUUCUAAUCUAAAUGUAGAAGCUGGGAGCUAUGUUUCCUUUCACUGUAGAGCUACUGCAGAACCACAGCCUGAAAUCUACUGGAUAACACCUUCUGGUCAAAAACUCUUGCCUAAUACCCUGACAGACAAGUUCUAUGUCCAUUCUGAAGGAACACUAGAUAUAAAUGGCGUAACUCCCAAAGAAGGGGGUUUAUAUACUUGUAUAGCAACUAACCUAGUUGGCGCUGACUUGAAGUCUGUUAUGAUCAAAGUGGAUGGAUCUUUUCCACAAGAUAACAAUGGCUCUUUGAAUAUUAAAAUAAGAGAUAUUCAGGCCAAUUCAGUUUUGGUGUCCUGGAAAGCAAGUUCUAAAAUUCUCAAAUCUAGUGUUAAAUGGACAGCCUUUGUCAAGACUGAAAAUUCUCAUGCUGCGCAAAGUGCUCGAAUACCAUCUGAUGUCAAGGUAUAUAAUCUUACUCAUCUGAAUCCAUCAACUGAGUAUAAAAUUUGUAUUGAUAUUCCCACCAUCUAUCAGAAAAACAGAAAAAAAUGUGUAAAUGUCACCACCAAAGGUUUGCACCCUGAUCAAAAAGAGUAUGAAAAGAAUAAUACCACAACACUUAUGGCCUGUCUUGGAGGCCUUCUGGGGAUUAUUGGUGUGAUAUGUCUUAUCAGCUGCCUCUCUCCAGAAAUGAACUGUGAUGGUGGACACAGCUACGUGAGGAAUUACUUACAGAAACCAACCUUUGCAUUAGGUGAGCUUUAUCCUCCUCUGAUAAAUCUCUGGGAAGCAGGAAAAGAAAAAAGUACAUCACUGAAAGUAAAAGCAACUGUUAUAGGUUUACCGACAAAUAUGUCCUAAAAACCACCAACUAAACCUACUCCAAAAAUGAACAAAAAAAAAAGCAAAAGACUGCAGUUGUGCUAAAAACAAAACAAAACAAAAAGUUAAAAAAGAUUACUUUCAAGAGAGAAGUUUAAGCUUCACCAAUGCUGCUCCUGACCAAUGGAAAUAGGUACAACUUCAGCAUUUUAAGUAACUGGCUUCAAGGGGUACUGUGGCAACCAAAUAAAAUAACUCCAUUUUCUAAAACUUUCAUGUAACUUUUAUGUCUGGACUACAGUUAAAGUGGACAAAAACAUUUCUGUAUUUUUUUUUAAGUAUAUAAGAGUAGUUGAACUGAGCAAUACCUCCUCCUGUGUUGUAUUACACAUAUUAGCCACGAGUUUUUGCAGUGACCAGAUAAACUUGAAUUGACACGUGGUGUAAUAAAAUGGACAAAUUCUGUAGAGUAGACACAGUGAGUAUGUGGACCUCUUUUAUAAGGAAAAAUACAUUUUGGAUUAAAAUCAAUUGCUUUUGUCUUGUUUUGUUUCUAAAUAAAGAAUAAUUUCUGGGAAA